UCCGGAAUGUUCUCUUUCAGGUGCCUUGGGCCUAGCUUCUAGCUAGCCACAAGGCACCACUGAAGACAUGGGCAAGAACAUUCCCCAGUUCCUGGAGCAAAUAGACCUCUUCAAAGGCUUUGUGGGCUUGGCUACGGGCGCCGGGGCCUUAUACCUGCUGUACAAGGCCAUCAGGACUAGCUUGAAAUGUCAGCCACCACUCUGUUCCAACUCGCCGAUCUGCAUCGCCCGCCUGGUCAUGGAGAGAGAGCGCCACGGGCGGGACUCGGGUGAGAUUCGAAGACUUCUCAACUCUCUAGAGUGCAAACAGGAUGAGUACACCAGAAGCAUGAUCCUUCAUAACAUCACCCGCUGCGUGUACUUGCUGGAGGCUGAGGCUUCUUCUACUUGUACUAUGGACGACAUCAACUUAGUGGCUGAAAUGCUAGAUGACAAGGACAACAGUGUCAAAAUCCAAGCUCUGAAUGCACUUAAAGCGUUCUCUGGCAUCAAGAAAUUCAGGCUCAAAAUCCAGGAACAUUGCAUCAAGGUGUUGGAACUGAUUUCCAACAUCUGGGACAUUGAACUGCACGUAGCCAGCCUCCGAUUGCUCAACAACUUCCCGCUACCCGACUACGUGCACCCACAGCUGCGGCGGGUGAUGCCCUCUCUGAUGGCGAUCAUACAGUCAGACUGUAUCCUGGCACAGGUGCCUGUGAAUUCCAACUUCCUGAACCUCUUCCAGUCUUCACAGCCGGGCAGCCUGCUGUUCGAGGUGCUGGUGUUUGCGGAGCACUUGAGUGAGGGUCGGAACACUUCCCACUACCGAGCGAUCAAAUGGCAUUACAACGAGCAAUCCCUGCACGAAGCCCUCUUUGGGGAUGAGUCCAGGCUGGCAGACCGACUGCUUUCACUGGUCAUCCACCCUGAGGAGGACGUGCAGAUCCAGGCUUGCAAAGUCAUAGUGAGCUUGCAAUGUCCCCAGGACCUGGGAUCCCGACCCUCUUCCUGCCGACCCAGCCAUUCCUACUUUAAAGCCGGAGAGUAACAUUAAGGAGAUCCAAUAAAUGCUUACGGGAGGAAAGCGUGGGG
Mastomys coucha (southern multimammate mouse) is the source of this 1071-nucleotide messenger RNA. It is a transcript of the gene Armc12, whose product is annotated as armadillo repeat containing 12. Lineage: Eukaryota; Metazoa; Chordata; Mammalia; Rodentia; Muridae. Gene Ontology annotation, cellular component: nucleus. Bases 68 to 1027 code for a protein of 319 amino acids. The record is from RefSeq and is a predicted model, not a curated record. The transcript has 5 exons.